UCACGGAGAUGGGGACGGCGGCCUCCACCCGCGAGCGCGAUGCAAUCCACACGGAGAUGGAGACGGCGGCAGUCUCCUCCAGCAAGCGCGCCCGCCUCGGCGGCUCCGACCGGCUGAGCGACCUGCCAGACUGCCUCCUGCACGACAUCCUCUCCCUCCUCGGGUGCCGGCAGGCCGUGCGCACGAGCGCGCUCUCGCGUCGGUGGAGGCACCUCUGGCGCUCCAUGACCUGCCUCAACAUCGACCAGCGCGAGUUCCAGCGCUCCGGCGUCCCACCGCCAUUAGACGUGUGCCAGUGGGACAGCUUCGAAGACAUGGCCGACAGCCUGCUAUCGACGUCGAUCACCACCCCAUCGGCGCCGCUGGACGCGUUCCGCCUGCACUUGGUCGACGGCAGCAAGAAGACGGGCGUCGACAGGUGGAUCCGCCGCGGGCUCGCGCGCCGGCCGGCUGCCGUCGACAUACACUACGGCUACGGCUACGUCGGCAGAGUCUGCUGGCCGGACACGUCGCGCUUGGCCUCCGGCGCUACCUGCCGCCUCACGAGGCUCCGUCUCUUCGGCGUCCAGCUGAGCCCUAGUUUCGGGCGGGAUCUCGGCGACCAGUGCCCCGUCCUCGAGGACCUGCACAUCGAGAACUGCAGAGAAGAUUUCUGCACCGUCGCAUCUCCCACGCUCAAGAGCUUCGCCCUCGUCAGCCCCUCCGAUUACAGCUACAGGUCCUCCGCUCUUGUCCUGGCGGUUCCUCACCUAGCCUCGUUGCGCCUCGUGCUCCCGUUCAGCGGCUACCGUGGCUACGCCGUCGCCACUUCUGAGAACGAGGUGCUGGCAUCGCUCGUCCAGGCGUCCAUCUGUAUAAAGGACAUGGAUGACGAGGUGCAGCGGAACAGACGGGUGAUGAAGCCGCACAAGCUUGAUUUCUUGAAGUCCAUGUGCAACUUCCUCGCCUGCAUCCCCAAUGUCAGAAAUCUACAUCUCUCGGGGUUCACCACGACGGCAUUGUUAGGCAAGGAACCACAAGAAUUUCAGGUGUUCCAUGACUUGAAAACUUUACUCCUCAGCCGUUGUGACCUUGGAGUAAGCUAUCAAGCUUUGACGAGCAUCCUUCGGAACGCCCAAAAUCUCGAGAACGUUGGAAUGCACUUUUGCAGGUUUUUGGAGCGCCCAAAGAGGAGAGGGAAGGCCCAGCCGAAGAGUAAACCUUCCAAACGUCGUAACUCAACACUUCUUGAGUACAAGAACCUGAAGGUGGUAGAAAUCAAGCACGAGACAAACUCUACAGCUCCCUUGGAAAAUAUUUUCUUGGAAAUUUCAAAGGGGAUGCCGAAGGAAAUGCCGCUAACUCGGUGGCACCGGCUUGAAAAAUUGAGCAAGACGGGUCCGAUGACGAUAGUACGAUUACGAUUAUUUAGAACGGAAAAUGGCGAAGUGAAGUCGAAUUAAGUUGAUGGAGGACGGAAGGAACAUGCGUCUUUCAAAUAAAUCCAGAGAUUAACCAUGGAUCUACUAGAAGGUGAUGUGGCACGGUUGGUUGGAACAUUGACAGUGCCAUCUUUGGUAGUAAGGACAUUUCAAGUCUAGCUUCUGGGAGAUUUGGAUAUAGUUUAUGUCAUGCGACAUGCGAGUAUGAUGAUAAUUUUUGCUUUGUGAUGAAGUUGGGUAAAAACUAAAAGUACCAUGUCAUUACCGAGGAUAUAUGCUUUAGUUUCUUAUAACAUGGUUAUAGAGCUGUGGGCGGAAUCAGA
Messenger RNA from Triticum aestivum (bread wheat), 1744 nucleotides. Its product is annotated as MEIOTIC F-BOX protein MOF-like. Gene Ontology annotation, molecular function: protein binding. The transcript has 3 exons. Bases 9 to 1442 code for a protein of 477 amino acids. Lineage: Eukaryota; Viridiplantae; Streptophyta; Magnoliopsida; Poales; Poaceae. The record is from RefSeq and is a predicted model, not a curated record.